Lycium ferocissimum is the source of this 3271-nucleotide messenger RNA. Its product is annotated as pentatricopeptide repeat-containing protein At1g80150, mitochondrial. Lineage: Eukaryota; Viridiplantae; Streptophyta; Magnoliopsida; Solanales; Solanaceae. Gene Ontology annotation, cellular component: chloroplast. The transcript has 4 exons. The record is from RefSeq and is a predicted model, not a curated record. The coding region runs from base 951 to 2144 and encodes 397 amino acids. Gene Ontology annotation, molecular function: protein binding.
AGUUUUGCUGGAUGGUUUACACAAACCCUUUCCACUGAAUAAUUAUUGCUUUGGUAAUUCUUGGUUUUUUUUUUUUUUUGCAAAAAAAAUUGAUACAUAGAAAUGCCACAUUUAUAAUAUUGACUGUUUUCAUAUGAUUCAGACCCAUAUAUCAUUCCAUUCAUAUUUAUACACGUAUGAAUGUGUAAAUGGGAUUGAAAUAUGUUGCUAAGAACCAAGAACCUAUCUUGGUUUUAAUUAGUUUUCUUGGAUAUUGAUUGCAUUUGAUUUAAUCCAAGAUUUUGUUUCUUGGCUUAGCUGUUUUGAUGAAAGUUUUGAUUUUGAUGGUUUAAUGCUGUUGGGGUUCUUGAUUCUUGAAAAGGGUACUCAAUAUUUUGCUUAUAUAUUGAACUGAAGAUUAGUGGAUUGGCAACAUUUUGUUUAUGUUGAAUGGAAGAGUAGUUCUUGGUUUGGUGUAUAUGUUUGAAAUUGUUGAUUUUGAUGAGUUAAUGCUGUUGGGGUUUGUGAUUCUUGAAAGGGUACUCAAUAUUUUGCUUAUAUAUUGAACUGAAGAUUAGUGGUAUUCGAGAUAUUUUGUUUCUUUGCUUAGCUUUGAUGAAAGUUUUGAUUUUGAUGGGUUAAUGCUACUGGGGUUCUUGAUUCUUGAAAAGGGUACUCAAUAUUUUGCAUAUAUAUUGAGUGAAGAUUAGUGGUAUUCGAGAUAUUGCUUAUUGAACCGAAAAUUAGUGGAUACGCUAUAUUUUGUUUCUUGGCUUAGCUGUUUGAUGAAAUUGUUGAUUUUUAUGGGUUAAUGCUGCCUGGGUUCGUGAUUCUUGAAACGGGCACACAAUAUUUUGCUUAUACAUUUGAAGUGAAGAUUAGUGGUAUUCGAGAUAUUUUGUUUAUGUUGAAUUGAAGAGUAGUUCUUGGUUUGGUGUAUAUGUUUGAAACUGAGUGGAGAGCAUUAGAACAUGCUAACUCUGCGCUUGGUUCGCAGAUUUGGAACUGCGAGUCGCCAUACUUCUAAUAAAGCUUUAGUUUCUAAGAGAAAGAGUGUAAAAGUAGAUGAACCUGCACUUUUUAAGCUAAAAAAGGAAAAGAACCCUGAGAAGUUGUUUCAGUUAUUUAAGGAGAAUGCUCAUAAUAAGAUUGUCAUUGAGAAUCGCUAUGUGUUUGAAGAUACAGUUUCUCGCUUAGCAGGUGCUGGUAGGUUUGAUUAUAUUGAAAAUCUGCUUGAGCAUCAGAAAACUCUGCCACAAGGUCGGCGUGAAGGUUUCAUUAUUCGAAUUAUAAUGCUCUACGGGAAGGCUCGGAUGAUACAGAAUGCUGUAAAAACAUUCUAUGACAUGCAUUUAUAUGGCUGUCCACGGACUGUUAAGUCAUUCAAUGCUGCACUCAAGGUUUUGACUCAGUCUCAUGAUUUGGAGGCUACUGAGUCGUUUCUGCGGGAUGUUCCUGAAAAGUUCGAUAUCAAUAUAGAUAUACUUUCAAUCAAUACAGUCAUUAGCUCGUUUUGUGAAGUGGGUAUCUUGGACAAAGCUUAUUUGUUCAUGGUUGAGAUGGAAAAGUUAGGUAUAAAACCUGAUGUUUUUACGUAUACGAUACUUAUAUCUGCAUUCUAUAGAGCCAACCGAUGGCAGAUUGCUGAUGGAUUAUGGAACCUCAUGGCCCGUAAGGGCUGUAUGCCUAAUGUUGCUACUUUUAAUGUUAGAAUUCAAUUCAUGGUAAAUAUGGGGUUUGCUUGGGAAGCUAAUAAAUUGUUGAAGUUGAUGAAACGUGUUGGCAUAACUCCUGAUGAGGUUACAUACAAUUUAGUGAUCAAAGGCUUUUUUCGAAUAGAGAAUCUUGAAAUGGCAAAAAGAAUCUAUUCUGCUUUAUGUGGUGCGGGCUUCAAGCCAAAUUCUAGAAUCUAUCACACCAUGAUUCAUUACCUGUCUAGAGCAGGUGAGUUUGAUUUGGCAUAUUCAAUGUGUAGAGAUAUCAUGCAAAAAAAUUGGUUUCCAAGUUCGGAUACUAUUAAAAGGCUCCUUGAAGGGCUGUCCAAGGAUGGAACGGAGGAAAAUAUGGCAAAGGCUCGAUUUUUAAUCAGGCUGGCUAAGAAAAAGACACCCCCUUUCUCAGCAGACACUUUGGACAUGAUGCGGUCAAUAAUAGCUCGUAGUUAAAAGUACAAAAACGUUUAUUUCUGCUCAAUGGUUUUGGUGAUUUUGCAGCACCUCCAUAAUCCACAAAGCUCCAUUCUCUUUUUGGUGAAGCAGAAGUGCUGGGCUAUUAGUUCAAUGGAUUAAGAGCGCUCCAAAACGAAGAUAAUUUGUAAUUUCUCCAGAAAUAAGUUUUUACUCUUUCCAGAAAGAUGGGGACUGAAAGAAGUUUGGAAGUACAAUGGGAACCUAUUUUGUAUGGACGAUAUAACAGUGUUCUCAUUUGCCACACCAAAGUAUAUACUGUCACAAUGGGAUCAAUUUGCUUCUCAGUUUGAGCUGGUUGCUUCAAGGAUCUUCAGUAGAUCACAAGAGGAGGGCAAUCUUAAAAGCUUUGGCAGCUGUACAAUGAGUAAUGACCAUGUGCAUAACUAUGAAAGACAUCCCAUUUUCAGUGAGAAGCUUAAAAGGCAAUUGCAACGGAUACACGUGUGUUGCUCGUGGAGCUGGAGCUACAGUCUAGGAUUUAACCACCAUCCAAACCAAGUUGAGUACUUUCAGGGAUUAUGAUCGGGCAUUUUUGAAGCUGACAGCAUUGGAGUAUCGAGGAAAGGGACUGAUUCACAAAGGAGUCAGGCGGUGACAGAGGAUGCCCUAUCGUAUUCGUUUCAGUCUGCUAUUAAUCCCUUUGAUCAAACAAAUAAAAACGGUCAAAUGAUGCUCCUCUAUUGCUGUACUCGACCUGCACUGUGUAUAGUUUCCGGAACAUGGCCCUCGUCUUCUCAAUCAGUUUAUGAAGUAACAUGUGACAUUUUCAGUUCAACGUGCAACUGCCAGCCUUAACAUUGUUGGUUUAGCAUCAUAGAUAACUUUUAGUUAUCAGGGAUUUUGAAGUAUACUAGUUUGCAGAUAUAUGCAUUUUUUUUUUUUUGUCCAAACAAUCUUGGUAUUUCCUUUGGGCAUGGAUGUCUUGCAAUAGGGAAAGACACACCUGCUCCUAUUCUUUAUUUGUAUUGAAUUUAUUUGUUGCAACACGAGAUUCAUUCUUUCGAUUCAGUAGAGUCAGAAUCCCCUUGUAGAAGUAUACUGGGGUCAUUCUUCUAACAAAAUAAUAAAAGUAGGCUAAUUGAUCUAUUAUUGUUGUUUGUUGA